AUGACUGACAAACAAAAUGCUGACAAGGAAAGACUGCGCAAACUGGGUCUUCAAUGUGUGUCCCCGGGAUUUUCAGGUCGUAAAAUGGAUCAAGCGAUGCUUUCGGCGAUAGAGGCAUCCAAGGAUAUUGAAAGAGAGCAAAAAGAAGCCAUCUCUAAAAUGGGCCAAGACCAAAAUGGCUUCGAAGAAGAACACGUUGUAGUGCAGACAGGAUCAGACGCGUCAAGCGCUGCCAAUUCGAUGGUCGAGGCGGCUAAAGAUGUGUCCAAAUCUCUAAAAAGAUCGCGCAUUCCAGCACCUCUUGAUCUAAACUCGAGUGGAACUACGCCCAAAAGAAGCAGCUUUGCUUUUGGCGGCGGUGCGCGCAGCGCACCAGCGCAUGUGACGCGAUAUCCACGCGGCAAAUGUCGUGUACAAUACCUGGGGAACGUCAACGAAUCCAGAAAACGGCAACGUGUGGCGCAUAAUCCUUACCCACUACUUGGAACUAGGCCCUACAGCCCGUAUCCGGUCUGUAUACAGUCGGCCGCAGGGCCCAUGCCAUAUCAAAGUCCAUACGGAGAUCCUAUGAUCGCCCCUAACGUUUUGCCGCUGCAAUACGCGCUCGUACCGGCAGCUUAUCCUCCAUAUCCCGUUGAGCAAGAUCGGCGAUAUCCGCUACCACGUAGGGACUAUACAGGCCAGCCUAGAACCGCCAAUGCUGGCGUCAGAUUCUUCUCUGGGCCAAGCGCGGUACAUGGCGAAGACGUGGAUGAUCAAGGUCAGGAUUUAAAAGAGAGUGAGGAGCAAGAAGACGUUGAGAUUGCUAUAGAAGAGGGCGCGCAACCUACCUCAAGAGAUUUUUCACUCAAAAAUGAGGAACCGAAGAUGAUGCGCGGAGAAAUAACACUCUCUAAUGACAGUUUUUCAUUUGAAUUUUCGCUACUGGAAGAGGCAACAAACAAGAAAAUGUUUAUGAGUAUUUGCGAUAAAAUAUGGGAUGACGCGGCCGCAAUGAAACAGAAGGGUUAG
Molecule: messenger RNA, 1011 nt
Organism: Lachancea mirantina
Lineage: Eukaryota; Fungi; Ascomycota; Saccharomycetes; Saccharomycetales; Saccharomycetaceae
Source: the annotation of a GenBank genome assembly